Messenger RNA from Seminavis robusta, 559 nucleotides. NCBI's taxonomy places the organism in Eukaryota, Bacillariophyta, Bacillariophyceae, Naviculales, Naviculaceae. The record is from the annotation of a GenBank genome assembly.
UACCCUCAAAAAUCCCCACCAUGAACUCUCUGCGUUUUCUCAUCGUCUUGGCUUUGCUUGCCGUGUCAUCUGUGCUUGCCGAGAAACCAGGUACCAGAGGCCUCCAAGGCGUUGGCAACUGCCCCGACACUGCUCCCGACUUUGGACAGAAAUGCCGAGCAGGGCUUCAGUGCAACUAUGGCUACCUUGACUUUCCCGUGAACUCGAAUGGAGUUUGCGCCGAGCCAUUCACUUGCAGCCCCACAGUGUUUUGCGAAUGCACUGCAGACAAGACGUAUAUUUGUGCCUACGCUUCCAUUGCGGCUUGUGAGAAUGAGUUGGAAGGAGCUUUUGCCUCCUGUGUGCCUUAAAAUUAAGUGCAGAUCCUUGUUGCGGAAUUCGGACAAGAGAAUGAUUGUGUUUCUAUCUGCCCCGGAAAACCCGUAAGUGUGAACAAUGAUUCAACGAGACGACUUGGCGCUACCCACCUGCAUGGCCACACCGCAUGCCACUUCCACUCUUUUGCGCUCGGCUACAUCUAUAGCUAUAAAUUUAUAAUAUCCCGUCAGUUGUCCUAAUG